Ochotona princeps (American pika) is the source of this 2705-nucleotide messenger RNA. RefSeq names its product bone morphogenetic protein receptor type 1A (gene BMPR1A). The record is from RefSeq and is a predicted model, not a curated record. Bases 547 to 2145 code for a protein of 532 amino acids. Lineage: Eukaryota; Metazoa; Chordata; Mammalia; Lagomorpha; Ochotonidae. The transcript is spliced from 13 exons. Gene Ontology annotation, biological process: dorsal/ventral pattern formation; protein phosphorylation; BMP signaling pathway. Gene Ontology annotation, cellular component: signaling receptor complex; plasma membrane. Gene Ontology annotation, molecular function: SMAD binding; transforming growth factor beta receptor activity, type I; ATP binding.
CGCCGCGCGCCCCUCCCCCUCAGGCCUCGCACCCACCUCCCCACCCCUCCCCCGCGUGCGAGUGGCGGCGGCGGCGGCGGCGGCGGCGGCGGCUGCCGAGAUUGGAAUCCGCCCGCCGGGCUCGGCGAAGGAGGCGGGAGGAGGGAAGGGAGGGCAGGAAGGCUCUGGGAUCGUAGGACCGCGAGAGGGGCAACCGGGGCCGGGGCCGCUUGCACGCCGCCGAGGGCGGAGGCCGAAGCGGGGCCCUCGCCGCGCCCACCCGCUCCGCGUCGAGGGCCGGAGGAUGAGUUCCCCGGGGUCCGGAUUUAUGAAAAUAUGCAUCCACUCAAUACUGUCUUGGAAUUCAUGAGAUGGAAGCAUAGGUCAAAGCUGUUUGGAGAAAAUUGGAAGUACAUUUUUAUCUGGGUACAUAUCUGAGGAGGAAACAGUGGGCGUUGGAGGCAUCGUCAAGUGAUUGUGGCCUGCCACUAGAACACCUCCCUGAGAAGGUCACCGAAAGAUCAUUUGUUCAAGGUGACAGAGGACAGGCACCACUGAGGGUGAACAAUGACUCAGCCCUGUAUUUACAUUCGAUUACUGGGAGCCUACCUGUUCAUCCUUUCUCGUGUUCAAGGACAGAAUCUAGACAGUAUGCUCCAUGGCACUGGGGUGAAAUCGGAGUCCGACCAAAAGAAGUCAGAAAAUGGAGCCACCUUGGCCCCAGAGGACACGCUGCCUUUUUUGAAGUGCUAUUGCUCAGGACACUGCCCAGAUGAUGCGAUCAAUAACACAUGCAUAACUAAUGGACAUUGCUUUGCCAUCAUCGAAGAAGAUGACCAGGGAGAAACCACAUUGGCUUCGGGAUGUAUGAAAUAUGAAGGAUCUGACUUUCAGUGCAAGGAUUCACCCAAAGCCCAGCUGCGCAGGACAAUAGAAUGCUGUCGCACCCACCUGUGUAACCAGUAUCUACAGCCAACACUGCCCCCUGCUGUUGUAGGUCCAUUUUUCGAUGGCAGCGUUCGAUGGCUGGUUGUGCUUGUGUCCAUGGCUGUCUGCAUAGUUGCUAUGAUCAUCUUCUUCAGCUGCUUUUGUUACAAACAUUACUGUAAGAGCAUCUCCAGCAGGCGGCGCUAUAACCGUGACUUGGAACAGGAUGAAGCCUUUAUUCCAGUGGGCGAGUCAUUGAAGGACCUGAUUGACCAGUCACAGAGUUCCGGCAGUGGAUCUGGCCUGCCUUUGUUGGUUCAACGAACUAUUGCCAAACAGAUUCAGAUGGUGCGGCAAGUUGGUAAGGGCCGGUACGGAGAGGUGUGGAUGGGUAAAUGGCGUGGAGAGAAAGUAGCAGUCAAGGUGUUUUUCACCACGGAAGAAGCCAGCUGGUUUCGAGAAACAGAAAUCUACCAAACAGUGCUGAUGCGCCAUGAGAACAUCCUCGGUUUCAUAGCAGCGGACAUUAAAGGUACAGGCUCCUGGACUCAGCUCUACCUGAUCACAGACUACCACGAGAAUGGUUCCCUCUACGACUUCCUGAAGUGUGCUACCCUGGACACCAGAGCGCUGCUCAAGUUGGCUUACUCAGCUGCCUGCGGCCUGUGCCACCUGCACACGGAGAUUUAUGGCACCCAAGGGAAGCCUGCCAUCGCCCAUCGUGACCUGAAGAGCAAAAACAUCCUCAUCAAGAAAAAUGGAAGCUGUUGUAUUGCUGACCUGGGCCUCGCUGUCAAAUUCAACAGUGAUACGAAUGAAGUUGACGUCCCCUUGAAUACCAGGGUGGGCACCAAGCGCUACAUGGCCCCCGAGGUGCUGGACGAGAGCCUGAACAAGAACCACUUCCAGCCCUACAUCAUGGCCGACAUCUACAGCUUCGGCCUGAUCAUUUGGGAAAUGGCGCGCCGUUGUGUCACAGGAGGGAUAGUCGAAGAGUACCAGCUGCCAUAUUAUAACAUGGUGCCCAGUGACCCAUCAUAUGAGGAUAUGCGCGAGGUCGUGUGCGUCAAGAGGUUGCGGCCCAUUGUGUCGAACCGGUGGAACAGCGACGAAUGUCUGCGGGCCGUUCUGAAGCUCAUGUCAGAAUGCUGGGCCCACAACCCUGCCUCCAGGCUCACAGCAUUGAGGAUCAAGAAGACGCUUGCCAAGAUGGUCGAGUCACAGGAUGUGAAGAUCUGAGCACUGUGAGCAGUCCGGAGGCCAGGCCUGCACCGCAGGGGACUGCGCCCACCCUGGGAUCGCUGGAGCCGCGUGGGACAAGGCCAUGUCCACACCAUGUCUUCCCAGGCUGCUGCUGUCACGUCCUUCUAGAAUACAAGCAGAGAGCUUGUGGACACUUCCUUCUUUAUAUAUGGACAGCUGUGUUUUCAUUGUGGUAUUUGAUGCCUUUGUUUUUUUUAAUUGGGUUUCUAUGAACAUCAAGACUUCAGUCCUGAUUGACGAGUCUCCUGUGAGACUCUGGUACUGACCUGCCUGUUCACUAGGUGGUGCUUUCCAUGAAAGCCUAAGAAGAGAAUUCAGCCGAGACGGAGAACCACGCUUUGCCUUCUCUUGGAGGACGCUUAGCCUGUCCGGCACACUCACCUCUGGGUAGCAGCCUCGACAUGACAGCCGCUGGGAGACCCUGCUGGGGCUGCGGCAGUGUGUCAUGCCCGCCUUGAUCGCGGAGGGAAUAGGAACUGCCUGGGGAGCUAGAAGAGAGUAACACCCACGUGCACAGGGAGACGUUGGUGACUGGU